CUAACGGUAUUGACAUCGCUGAAAUGAUGGCCGUGUUUCGCGCAAUUUCUGUGGGUCAAUAUUCGUCGCUCGGUGUAUGAAGUACUGAAAAAACAGCCAUGGAUGAGCUGGCAUGUCCACGAUGCCGGACAACAAAGUAUCGCAACCCUUCAUUGCGGCUUUUGGUGAAUGUCUGCGGCCAUGCCCUGUGUGAAAACUGCGUUGAGCUUCUCUUUGUUAAAGGUUCAGGGGCCUGCCCACAGUGCAAUGUGCCUUUGAGAAGAGGCAAUUUCCGGCUGCAAAUUUUCGAAGAUUCGAAAGUAGAGAAGGAGGUGGACAUACGGCGGAAGAUACUCAAGGACUACAACAAGCGUGAGGAGGACUUUGAGACAUUGCGGGCUUACAAUGACUACCUCGAGGAAGUUGAAACCAUAAUUUACAACCUUGCUAAUGAAAUCGAUGUUGAGGCAACACGACGGAAAGUUGAGCAAUACAAAAGGGAAAACAAGGCCCAAAUACAGAAAGGAAAGCUUAAAGCAUCAAAAGAUGAAGAGUACUUGGAAGAGAUUUUGGAGCAAGAGCGACAGGAGACCGAGCUGCGACGAGACCAGCUGGCAGAAGUGGAGAAAGCUGCACAGCGUGAGAAGCUGAAGCAGAAGGAGUCGCUGAUCGAUGACCUGAUGUUCUCGGAUAUGCCAGCCAGCAAAAUCCUUGCCAGCCACGGAGACAAGCUUAAACAGGUGGCAGGUCCAAAGCCACUACCUCCGAAGCCACUUGCCGCGGAGUUCUCCACGGGCAUUAAGUUCCGACACAAGGAGGCUUUCCUUCCCAUACCAAAGGUUGUCGAAGGCCCACUGUACAAGUACACAGCCCCCACACUGGACCUCUGCGGGCCAACAGCCCCGAGCUUGGAGUCUCUUUCACCUUUAGGCUACACAAAUCACGUGCGAGCCACAGUGGAAGCGGAGGAGGCCGGAGGUUUCCUGGCAGGGCUAGCGUGCCAGAGGGCACUGCAAGAUGCAUUUUGCGGUCUACAUUUCAAGGUGGCUGAAGAGGUCUCAUGACCGCCCGGUGUGCACCCAGCCGUCUUCAUCAUAUGUACAUGCACUUUUUGUAAUAUAGUCAGCGACAAGCUAUUUCCCGUGAUAAAAGCUGCGCUUACACAUGCUAGAUUGCACAGGUGUACCUUUGUUUCACGGAUUCCAUGUGCUCUCGUAUUAUGUCAUGUCGAUUUUGAUGCUAAUGAACAGAAAGGGCCACGAUUGAAUAAGGAAAUAAGGUAUUCAGCUUCAAAGCUAUGGAAAGCUUACAUUCUGCUCAAAUUACUUGUGGAAAAUUUCUUUUUCAUAUAAAUCCUUGAGCACAUGGGCACGUUGCAGUAAACUGUACUAUUAAGAAAAGAGUACAACUUGGCAACUGCAAGUGGGCAGUCCAAAUGAAAAAAGAUUUCCCACAAAGAUGCAUUUGCAUUCGGUGCCCCGAUGCCACCUGUGCAUCAGCAAAUGUUUAUGCAUUGCAUACUUCCAUGUGCCGCUACCUGUAAUGUGACUAAGUUCCAACACCAUGGAGUUAUUUUCAGAAGUAUACUGAAUUGUUUUUGCGAAAACAGCAUACAACUGAGAAAUUGACGAUAUGCCUCACAAAAUGUCAUUACAUGCUUUUUGUCGAAACAGUUGGGAAAGAGAGCAACUUGACUUUUAAACACAAAAACGCAGAUUUUAUUAUUUUUUUUUUUCAAGUUAGGGUUGAGGAAUGGUACUCAGUUUGCAUUUAGGAUUUUUUGCGACAGUGUAAAGAUUGAAAAUAAGCAUCAGAAGACGUGUCUAUUGCAUGGCUCUAGAUACAACACAAGGUUAGGCUGGGAAAUGCAGUGGAAAAAUUAUUUUCAGACUUUUACGAUUAUGCAAGCCUG
Molecule: messenger RNA, 1891 nt
Organism: Rhipicephalus sanguineus (brown dog tick)
Lineage: Eukaryota; Metazoa; Arthropoda; Arachnida; Ixodida; Ixodidae
Gene: Mat1
Product: CDK-activating kinase assembly factor MAT1
Exons: 7
Coding region: 99-1043 (314 amino acids)
Biological process (GO): nucleotide-excision repair; positive regulation of cyclin-dependent protein serine/threonine kinase activity; regulation of transcription by RNA polymerase II
Cellular component (GO): transcription factor TFIIH holo complex
Molecular function (GO): cyclin-dependent protein serine/threonine kinase activator activity
Source: RefSeq, a predicted model, not a curated record